Messenger RNA from Oikopleura dioica, 537 nucleotides. The record is from the annotation of a GenBank genome assembly. Lineage: Eukaryota; Metazoa; Chordata; Appendicularia; Copelata; Oikopleuridae.
AUGGCAGAAGCCGAAGUCUGGCCUGUCAAUGAGAACGCAGUUCACAAUAACAACAAUAACGUAGAAGAAGAUGAAUGGGGCGUACCAGAAGACGAAGAGCCCAAAAGAAUCAACCGCGUCAAAAAGCACAUGCCCGACCAUGAGGGUUCCGAAGGACGAGUCAAGUCCGCGGAGGGCAAAGAGCCCAGGCGCGGUAACAAAGAUGACGGCGCUGAAUGGAUGAACGACAAUGACGAACCAAGCUCUGGACGGCGAGAACGCCCUGACAAAGGAGCUGACCGAGAUCGGGCAGAACGACGGGAUCGGACCACACAUGACCGCGAUCGAGGGGACGGUCGACGAGACGAUCGGAACCAAAUGGAUCGACGAGACCGCGGAGAUGGCCGUCGAGACCGUGGUGAGCCUAAAUCUCGAGAAUACGGAGAUCGGGGCGAUUAUCGCAACGAUCGGUAUCGAAAAGACAACAGCCGUAGAGGAAGCCGGGACCGAGGCGAUUCUGGCUACCAAGGUCGUGAUAGAGGGCAAGUUAUGGGUUAA